CUCAUGGCGUAGGCUACUGCGCAUGACUUUGACUGUUCGUGUGAAGUAGGCCUGGCCUAAAUGUUUUCAUCCUGUUUGCAACCGAUAUCGCGCUCUUGCUGCCGCCCAUCGAAGAUAAAAGAAUACGAGAAAUCGAAACUGCGAAUAUAUAUAGCGUUACGAGCUCGAACUUAACUCGCAUUUUGAAAGUGUGCGGAUUUUGCGGUGAUCAGGAGGAGCUUCCGUUACGCCUCGCGUGUCACUAGGCCCGCUGACCCACAUUCGCGAGACCGCUCGAGGAAGUGCGCGCACGAAAUUCAGCAUUGCAUUUCACAUUAUCGCACCGUGAUUAUUCAUUGCAGCGCUGCAUUGUGAUCUCGGGACCGAAGGAGCUAAGAUUUGACCAGGCACCUGUGUGGAUGUGUGAGUGUGUUUUUCGACUUUCACAUUGGCGGGUCCUUUUCUUCAAUGCCUUCCCAAUGCGUCACCCCAGACUGAUUCAUGAGACAGUGUUAUCAUGAGCUCCAGAGACAGGGAUGAUAGCAGUGUUUUUGAUGGGCUGUUGGAGGAAGAUGAGAAAGAUAAGGCAAAACGAGUUUCAAGAAAUAAGUCAGAGAAGAAAAGGAGAGACCAGUUCAAUGUCCUCAUUAAAGAACUCGGCACCAUGUUGCCCGGAAUCACACGCAAGAUGGACAAAUCUACAAUAUUGCAGAAAAGCAUAGACUACCUGCGCAAGCACAAAGAAAUUGCUGCACAAUCUGAGUCGAGUGAAAUCAAGCAGGAUUGGAAACCCCCAUUUCUUAGCAAUGAGGAGUUUACACAGCUGAUGCUAGAGGCGCUGGAUGGGUUCUUCCUAGUGAUGCUGACAGACGGCAACAUCAUUUACAUCUCGGAAGGCGUAACCUCUUUGCUCGAGCAUCUGCCGUCGGACCUGGUGGAUCAGAACCUUUUGAACUUUCUUCCAGUGGGGGAGCACGGAGAAGUGUAUAAAGCUCUGUCCGCACACCCAGACAUUGAAAACCUCAACUCUGAUUACCUCAAGUCCAAGAACCAGAUGGAGUUUUGUUGUCACAUGCUCAGAGGUUCUGUGGAUCCCAAAACAUCAGUGUAUGAAUAUGUCAAGUUUAUCGGCAACUUUAAGUCACUUGCCAACAUGCCUAAUGCAACCCGGAAUGGCCUUGAGGGAAUUUUGCAGCGUUCGUUGCAGCCGGCCUUCGAUGAUCAAGUCUGUUUUAUUGCGACUGUGAGACUUGCCAAACCCCAAUUCAUCAAAGAGAUGUGCAUGGUGGAGGAGCCCUAUGAGGAAUUCACAUCUCGACACAGUCUGGAGUGGAAAUUCCUCCUAUUAGAUCACAGAGCACCUCCUAUCAUUGGCUAUAUGCCGUUUGAGGUGUUGGGAACUUCAGGCUAUGACUAUUAUCAUGUAGACGACCUGCAUUCACUGGCCAAAUGCCAUGAGCAUUUAAUGCAGUUUGGAAAAGGGAAAUCGUGCUAUUAUCGCUUUUUAACUAAAGGGCAGCAAUGGAUUUGGCUCCAGACUAACUACUACAUCACCUAUCACCAGUGGAAUUCACGACCAGAGUUCAUUGUGUGCACACACACUGUUGUGAGUUAUGCCGAGGUGCGAGCGGAACGGAGGAGAGAGAUGGGUAUAGAGGAGUCUCCCCCUGAGCUGACUGGAGACAAGAUUUCUGGCCGUAAAUCGCAGUUGAACACUUCCAGUCUGAAGGAGGUGCUGGAGCGUUUCAGUAACAGUCGCACACCCUCCACCUCCUCAAGGAGCUCCCGCAAGUCCUCUCACACCGCAGUCUCUGACAACACCUGCACCUCAACUCCCUCCAAGCUACAGACAGAUGUGAGCACUCCACCCCGGCCCGCUGUUGAUAUGACACCCCAACGUCGUUCCUCUGUCAGCACCCAGUCCAUGAGUUCUCAGAACACCAAUCAAACUGGCUCUCCGGUCCAGAUCAGCCAACAUCAACCACAACAACAACAACCUCAACCACAGCAGCAGGUUCAACCUAAUGCACUGUUCUCUGCACAGUUGAAUGCGAUGCAGCACCUAAAGGAGCAACUGGAGCAGAGAACACGCAUGAUAGAAGCGAACAUUCAGAAACAGCAGGAGGAACUGAGACAGAUUCAUGAGCAGCUGCAGAGGGUGCAGGGACCUGGCACUCAGAUGAUAUUGCAGCAGUCAGGUGGUGGACUCGUACAGUUGCCUCAAGUUGGAGGAGCACAGACUAACAUUUUAGGGGUUGGAGCACAGACUGGGGUUGUAGCUAUACAGGGCCAAAAUGUGACGAGUACAGCACACAGUGGGACUGUUCCACAGCAGCAAGCACUUCCACAGCAACAGGCUCCUCGUUCCCUGCAGCAGAAUCUACAGGGUUCUUCUGUUACACAGCGUGGUCCUGUCUAUAAUACCAUGAUGAUCAGUCAGCCUGCUAAUGCCAAUGUUGUGCAGAUACCCAGCAGUCUGGCACCAAAAAUCAAUCAGGGCAAUGCAAUAAACAGGUUUCCUGCUGGACAGCAGUUGGUCACUAAGAUUGUGACAGCUCCAAUGGCGUGUAGUGCUGUCAUGGUACCUACAACGAUGUUUAUGGGUCAGGUGGUGACAGCUUACAGCCCAUUUCCACAGCAACAAGGUCAGACACAGACCAUAGCACUGCAAACUCAGUCAGCUGUGCCUGCGGAACAACAAGCUCAAGCUACCACGUUACAGACAAGUCAACAGCAGGGGGCGACGCAGCAGACAACAAAACAGCAGCAACCAUUUUUACAGAGCACACGCCUUCUCCAUGGCAACCAGUCCACACAACUGAUCCUGCAGGCUUUUCCUAUUCAGCAGCAAGGCACAUUUACUCCGUCGCAACAACAACAACAGCAGCAGCAGCAACAGCAACUGAAACCACAGACUCAAAAACAGCAGAAAACAACUCACCAGACUGACAGCACUAAUGCCCAGUCUCAGUAACAUGGAGUAAAACAACGGCCAAUCGGAUGGAGGAGCCUGCUCAUGUUUAUUGGUGUACUCAUUUGAAAACUCUGACAAAACGGCUCUUCCUGGCAGCAUCUUAAAUGCUUUUCAAACAAGAAACUCCCUCAACAUGGCAGCUGCAUGGAACACAACACCACCAGAUGGACACUGUGGCAACCGUGCAGAAUGUUUCACUGGACCAACAGGUGGUUGCCAAACUCAUUAUUUAUUUCAACCACAGAAAGUAUAGGAUUGCUAGCCUUUGCAUUGUCUUUGCCAAACAGCAAACCCUGUCCUCAGCCCAAAGAACUGAGUCUAUCUGUACAGUCUCGUGUUCCAUACAAUGUAAAUACACAACCGUAAAGGAACAAAGCAAGAUAUUGAAUAUUUUAUAUGCUGCAUGAAGUGUAAACUUUCAUUUGUACUUCCAGUUUUAUGAUUUUUAAGUAUUAUUUUAAUUUUAAUGUUUUUAUAUUAUGCAUAUAGUGAUGCUUUCUACUUUUAACCCUUCCGACAAUAGUCUCUUCAUGUAUAGUUUGGGUUCAUUAUAGUUUGUCAUUGAGGUUUUUUUAGAGGCACUAGAUUUUUGUUUUAGUUUUUCAUUUUUGGGGAGGAAAUUAUACCCCACGUCUCUGACAUACAAAAAAUUGCCCCGUUUCAGUUUACUUCUAAUCACAGAUCCAGAAUGAUCAAAUUUGACGGUUUUUAAGUGCCAAAAUUUAGUUAAUCUACUUCCAGUUUUUGAAUGUUGCUUUUUAGCCGAGUCAUAGUAGUCUACUAAAACGUUUUUGUGCACCUUUUUCCCCAUUACAUAUAGCACUUAAUGUGUGUAUACACACUAAAAUAGUCCAUCUUCUAGUAAUUGUGACCUAAUGGUUUAGUUUGUGUGUGCAUGGACGGUACGUGUAUUUUUCAGAGAAGAAUGACACGCCAUAAAUAAGCUUUCAAAUCCUCUUUCAUAAAUGCUUUGUUCUCCCUCAUGGUUUUGGGAGCUAUGCAAGAAGCCACAUCCAAGGCAGAGUGUUUCUAUGUGUGACUGAGGAUGGUCCGGAAUACCGUGGACCUUUUUAAUCCCAUUUUCAGGAUAAUAAUGAUUAUAUUGUUUCUCUUCCUAGUUUUAUUUCCAAAGUUAUAAUUCAAACUGAAGCAGGGUUAUCGUGCAGCUGUAGAGUCUUAAAGUUAAGAGUUAUCUUCCUUUUAACUGCUUGUAUGUGAGUGUGAGUAUGUGUGAGAGAGAGAGAGAGAAUUUAAAGUGCAGGCUAUUAUAUCAAUAACAGUUUGUGACUCUUCCAGUAUCGCUGUGUGGGUUGCUACUGUGUGUAUUAACCCCAGCGAUGACCAAUCAGUUCUUGCGUUGCAGUAUCUCAGUAUUCUAGAUGUUUCCCCAUUGGCUUAUCAGCUAUAUACCUCAGAAAUGGAUUUAUAUAAGAAGUAUUCAAAGCAAUUUUAUUUUCGUAUGGCAAAAGAUGUUCGUGUUAAACAGUAUUGCUGUGUAUAGACCGGUAACACUGUUAAAAGACGAGUUGGAGCUGAAAGGUAUAUGGAAACUGAACAGAUUUUGAUAUUGUUGACUUCUGGAAUUCCAAAAGUGGAGAUGCCCAUUAAGUAGAUGUCCACCUUCCCUUUCAUAGUUGUGUUGUGUGUUUCAUUUUGUUGUGCACUGAAACCCCCCAAGUGUGUUAGUUGUUAAUGUUGGAACCAAUGUGUUUCAUAGUGCGUACAAUCAUAAAUUAUUAUUUAAAAUUUACCCCCCAAAAAGCUGCUGACAGGUUGAAGAGAUAAUUGAUUAGGACUUUAGAUGCCAUUCCUGGACAUUUCAACCUUCUUUAUCCACUGUUACACUGUUUGUAUUGCUGUGUGCAACCAAAAGAAUGUGUGCUUUCAGAAUAUGAUGGUUAUUGGUUGUAGCCCCAGAAAUUUGAUUAGAGCUUCUGAUUUCUGAUUAGAAAAUCAAUGAGUUGAGUGAAUGAUAAAAUAAUAAAUCAUCAAAGAACUAAAAGUCUUAAGGUGUUACCAUAAAAUUUUUUCAUUUUGUUCAUACUGAAUUGCUUUUACCAAAACCAUGUUAUCAGGUCAUAUAACAUUCAAUGUGACUGAAUUUGUAGGAAUUGUCUUGUCGGAUUACCAAAAAAUUAUAAUUUUCCCUCCACAAUAUUCAAUCUUGAAAUAAAGCAAACCAUGUUAUUUA
Molecule: messenger RNA, 5144 nt
Organism: Megalobrama amblycephala (Wuchang bream)
Lineage: Eukaryota; Metazoa; Chordata; Actinopteri; Cypriniformes; Xenocyprididae
Gene: clockb
Product: clock circadian regulator b
Biological process (GO): regulation of transcription by RNA polymerase II; circadian regulation of gene expression
Cellular component (GO): nucleus; CLOCK-BMAL transcription complex; cytoplasm
Molecular function (GO): protein dimerization activity; E-box binding; DNA-binding transcription factor activity, RNA polymerase II-specific
Source: RefSeq, a predicted model, not a curated record